This is a messenger RNA of Emiliania huxleyi CCMP1516, 749 nucleotides long. RefSeq lists its product as hypothetical. The record is from RefSeq and is a predicted model, not a curated record. The annotation marks the transcript as partial. The transcript has a single exon. NCBI's taxonomy places the organism in Eukaryota, Haptophyta, Isochrysidales, Noelaerhabdaceae.
GCCCGAUGAGUGCGCUGGUCUUCAUCGCGAGCUGCUGGGCUGCGCCACCCCGGCCGCGCCUGCACCGCCCCGUGCCGACCCACGCUGCCGUAUCGACUGCACCGACUGGCCGGCGCGUCGUGCUCGGAUUUGCUCGCUCCGCCGCCGUCACUGCCGCUGGCGCUGCACUUGCAAGCGGUUGUGGCGCUCGAGCGGCUGGCGCUGCUGGCGCGGCGGAUGCGACGGCUGAGUGGUACGUGGGUGCGGAGUCGGCCACCGUGCUGCGGUGGGUCGAUAAGGACACUAUCCCACCCGGCGCGGCGACGGCCAUGGAGGCGUUCUACACGCUCGAGUUCACGACGUACCUAUCUCGCUUCCUGCUCAACUUUGACGCCGACUGCGCGGCGUGGUGGGAGACGCGGAUGGCGGCGAUUCCCGCGAGCCUCCCGCCGGACAAGCAGACUUCGCGGCGCAACGCCGCCUUUGGUGCCUUCUCUGCGUCGGUCGAGUACGGUCUGCGCCGCUACCCGGGCGCGAGCGGGCCAAAGGCUCUGCUCCGCUCGCUGGAGCGGCAGCACGGCUCGGACCCGGAGGCGUGCCGGCACCUGGCGCUCGCAUUCACCUUCCUCGACGAGCGCUCCCAGCCGCGCGACGAUAUCGCCCGCCUCGUCCGCCGCGUGACUGCGGGAGAGAGCGGCGCGACCGGCACUGGUGUGCAGCAGAGACGAGCUGAGACGUGGGCGGGAUCAGCCGAGGUUUAUCCGAGGAGU